AAAUUUUUUUCUUUUUUUUUCCUCUAAAUUUGUCACUUUCCAGACUCUGUUGUCUGUUUUCAGAUGUGAAAAUUCUUUGCAUGUUCAUAUAAUUUCGUUUUCAUAAUUAUUGCAUGCAAUCUCAAAUGCUUAAUUUUCUUGCAGAAGUAACAAGACUUUCUCUCUCAACUUUCCCAGAAAAAAUAUGAGUGAAAGAAACUGAAGUUUCACCAAGUUUUAAGAAAGUAUAAUCAUGCCCUUCAUAGGGUAUUCGAAGGCGGACAAUGAUCCGAAAAAGCAGGGCAUGUACAACUAUGCUUGGAAGUCUAACUCUGGAUUGACCAAAUCAAACAUUUUAAACCAAAACUUGGUUGCUUCAAGACCGAAAAAGCGCAAAAGUUCAAUUUUUCUACAGUCACCAUGGCACAAAGUAUAUCUGCAAGGUUCAGAAUUAUGUCACAGCAUCAGUAUUUCAGAAAAAGAGUGGAGCCUUGCGACAAAUAUGCUAUGUGAGAAGGUCGGUCCAAAUGAGGCGAAAUCUCCUUCAGAGAGGAGGCUUGUUUUAUCCACACAUCUUAUGCAACAGCUUCUCCAACCAGCACCAGCGUUUGUUUUCUUGGGCGAAAACGCAGCUCUCAACUACGAAAUCGUGCUUUACUUUAUGUCAAGAUUGACCCUCGCUGAUUCAUGUUCUCUCAAAUGUCGAUCGGAUUUGGAGAAGAGCAGAAAACAUGUUUUGUCCAGUCGUCAAACUUCGAAGACAGCUAGUGAUCAACAGUUUUCUUCACUCGUUAAUGCUUCCAUGGAGAAAAUUCAUAAGCUUGAAAGUGACUUCCAGAGCUUGGAGAGGACUACUACAUCGAUAUUAGACAUCAUCUUCGAAAUCCAAGACCUCGAAAGAUUCUCCGUGAUAAACCAUCUCGGCAAGUUUCAUAACCGCGCAAAGACCAUUACAAGACCUAAUCCGCAGAGAUACGUUGUUGGAAUACAAAUGCCAACGAACCUGCCCGAGCCACUACAUUGUCUUCCUCUGUGAUCAUCAGAUUUUUGGUGGAAGAAAAUAUAGUUUUAAUUUGAUGUGUAUAUCCAUCAGAGAUUCUUAAGGGAAUCAGAAAAAUAAGCUUUAGUAUAUAGUUUUGACUGCAUAAAUCUAUGUCACAUAUAUAUAUAUAUGUACAAUGUACUUUUUUUU
This is a messenger RNA of Arabidopsis lyrata subsp. lyrata, 1171 nucleotides long. RefSeq lists its product as uncharacterized. The transcript has 6 exons. The record is from RefSeq and is a predicted model, not a curated record. Lineage: Eukaryota; Viridiplantae; Streptophyta; Magnoliopsida; Brassicales; Brassicaceae. Bases 233 to 1015 code for a protein of 260 amino acids.